This is a messenger RNA of Alosa sapidissima (American shad), 1189 nucleotides long. It is a transcript of the gene fosl1b, whose product is annotated as FOS like 1, AP-1 transcription factor subunit b. Gene Ontology annotation, biological process: regulation of transcription by RNA polymerase II. Gene Ontology annotation, cellular component: nucleus. NCBI's taxonomy places the organism in Eukaryota, Metazoa, Chordata, Actinopteri, Clupeiformes, Clupeidae. Gene Ontology annotation, molecular function: DNA-binding transcription factor activity, RNA polymerase II-specific; RNA polymerase II cis-regulatory region sequence-specific DNA binding. The coding region runs from base 550 to 1071 and encodes 173 amino acids. The record is from RefSeq and is a predicted model, not a curated record. The transcript is spliced from 5 exons.
UUUGUUGUUUUGAGGAUUUUGCAGGUGGAAAUUAAGUGUAAACAUUUCAAUUGAAUGAAUUUCCCUUUAAAUUUCCCCUUGGGGAUCAAUAAAGUAUCUAUCUAUCUAUCUAUCUAUCUAUCUAUAAGCUACAUCAUAUGGCUGAAAUUGACUCAAAGUAAUCUCCAGCAGUCAUUUUGACCGUGCCAUUAAGUAACGCAAACAUCCCGUGUGGAUCCGAUUACUUCAUUUGAGUGAGUCAAAGUGAAACCGCAGCGAGGGACAUUUCAUCUGGCGCUGUACAACGCCUAACGGCCCUGGCUGUUGAUGGUGUCCCAUUAUGGAGUGGGCGGAGACUGACUAUUUCAGGGUAUAGCCGCACGCAGGGCGCUCAAACGCAUGCUGGAUUACUGUGGGUUGCGAGGCUACACUCGCCCGGGUGGUAGCGAGGGCGUUUACCUUUUAAAAUAAUAAUAUUAUAGCCUGUGGAAUAGCCGAGACUUGCAUCUUCACACGUGAGCUAUCGUGAUGCACAUCUUCAAAGUGACUUUGUGAGCAGCCGCCUACAACAUGCCUGGACUGAGUGGGAAUUUUCCAAAUCCUCACGGGAGUGGAGAGAGCAUGUUAAUCUCCGGCCCAAAUCAGACCUGUGCUGGACUUCUGCAAACUUCUUCGGGACAAACCCCGUGUGAAACUGCGCAGACGCAACAGGUGCAACAGAAGGUUACGGGGCCAACCAUGUCAAGUCCCACUCUGGAUGUCAUCACAUCCAGCCAAGACCUCCGCUGGCUUCUGCAGUCCUCUCUCUGGACCCAGCCCGACUCUUCAUGGCAGACGCUGGCCUCGUUUAUGCCCCACGAGGAGCCCAUCGGUCGUCCUCCGGGCCCGAGACCCAGCUGCUGCCACGCACGCCCACGCUGUCCCGGUGCCACGGGCAAAACAAGGACAAAGGUUGCGGGCCGUCUGGAUGACAAAGUGUCUCAGGAGGAGGCAGAGCGGAGGAGGCUACGCAGGGAGCGUAACCGCAUGGCUGCUGCCAAGUGUCGAAACCCGCCGCCGCGAGCUCACCGACACCCUGCAGAGCGAGAGUGACCAGCUGGAGAGCGUCCAGACGCGGCUGCAGGAGGAGAUCGCCGGUCUGGAGCGGGAGAAGGAGAAGCUGGAGCUGGUGUUGGAGGCACACAAGCCCAUCUGCAGGAUGCCCCACAGC